Messenger RNA from Cooperia oncophora, 768 nucleotides. NCBI's taxonomy places the organism in Eukaryota, Metazoa, Nematoda, Chromadorea, Rhabditida, Trichostrongylidae. The record is from the annotation of a GenBank genome assembly.
AUGUUUAGAAGACCCCGCCUUGGGCGAUUCGAACCUGGUCAUUUCACCACACCGACGCGAUUAAGGAUCGACUGCCGUUCAGAAGGGAAAGAUGAAGGUUUAUCCGCGACAAACACCACAGCAGGGUGUUAUAUCGGAAAAAUUGUAUGGGAUGAUGCUUGUACAGCAGGAAGCAGUCCACUGGCUACUUGCGAAAUUGAUUCGAGAUUCUGUGAGGUGUCGGGUCACAUGAGAUGCAUGGACGAUAUCGUCUGCGAUAUAGCCCAAGACUGCCCGAAUGGGAAAGAUGAGGAGUUUUGUGAUGAUCAGCCUCCGGGAGCCAGAUGCGAUUUCAAUGAUGAUAAGUCAUUCUGUGAUGGUUGGACCAUGUUAACUGUUGAACAGGGGAAACCCGUCAACGAUCAUCUACUCCAGAUUAAGCUGAUGCCAGGAAAUGUCGGGCCGAUUCAUCCAUCCAGACCUGGAGGAGGUGGUUUUCUGCUUUACUCAUCCGAGCUAAACUGGAAUCGUUCGUUACCGACAAGGCACACUUACUUCACGUCACCAUUUUACCCUCCCAUUUUCAACGAUGACGGGAAAUGCAAGCUACGAUUCUACGCGAUUCAAGCAGGGGUAGAUGUUCACUGGUCACUGUCGAUCAUUCACCCAUCGUGGGUCGAAAAAGCAGCGCCUCUGAAGAAUACCCUUGGAAGAAGAAGGAAAACGAAUCGAACGCUCUUGGCAUCGAAUCUCCACGGAACUGGGACCAAUGGUUUGUUAUUUCUUUGA